AAGCUGCUACAGCCGUUUACAAGCUCCAACAGACCUAGAUCUUUCCUUUUCUCACAUGCGCACGGGGACCGUUGUUGCAGCAGCCAACCAGCCAGCGUGGUGAUCUGUAAAUAUAUCGCGCGGCGCAGCAAAGUGCCAUGUGUACCGCUUACCUACUUCAAACCGCGUGGUCACCGUUGAUCGUCGUCGUUGUCGUUGUUGUUGUCGUUCCAACAAGGAAGGGGCGUCCAAAUCAACAAAAAGAAAGAGACUCAUCAAUAGCGAUCACUAGUCUGGUAAAAUCUUUUGCAGCGUUCAGUUCAUCCCCAAAACCCGCCACGGGAGUGAGUGAGAGAUCCCAUCUUCUUGAAAACGUUUGGACACCAUGUGUAAAUCACUCGUCCUAGUAGCUCUGCUGAUCUACGGCGUCCAUGCCGCUAACGACGAGGAUUACUAUGAUUUCACCUGCCCCCGGGAAAACGGACAGUACGAGGAUCCUUACCAGUGUGAUAAAUACUACGAGUGUCAGGAUGGCCGGGUAACGGAAAAACUGUGCCCGGAUGGAUUGGUGUUCGAUCCUACCAGUAAACUACCGAGCAAAUGCGAUCAACCCUUCAACGUGGAUUGUGGGCAGCGGAAAGAACUACAGGAACCAAGACCGGUCGGAGCCUGCCCACGACAGAAUGGAUUCUUCUCCCAUCCGGACUCGUCGAUCUGCAAUGUGUUCUACAACUGCGUCAGCGGGCGGGAACUUGAGAUGACAUGCGUAGCCGGUCUCCACUUCUACCCUGAAACCGGCACCUGCGUUUGGCCGGAUAUGGCCAAUCGCGUCGGCUGUGGAAGCAAUGCUAACAAAAAACUAGCGGACGGCUUCCAGUGUCCCAAGGAUUACCCCAAAGCAGAUAAGAACGGUCAAAGUAUCACUCAUCCCAACUUCCCACACCCGGAGGACUGUUCCAAGUUCUACAUCUGCCUGAACGGCAUCGAACCCCGACAGGGCAACUGUGACCCCGGUCUGGUGUACAAUGAGGACCUCCAACGGUGCGACGAGCCGGAGAACGUUCCCGGAUGCGAGGAUUGGUACGCCCCAGUCGAAAAAGCGACGGACAACUAGACAUGGUGUCUUCAAUUUUGCGAAGAUUAGUCUAUAUACGAGAUAACACCGUAGAACCGUAAGGAUUUAUAAGUUUUAUAAACUAAAAAUCAGUCAUUUGUACCUUCGUUUUGAUCAGAGAUUUAUUUACAAAUAUAUGUUAAGAAAUUUGUUAAUUUAAA
Aedes albopictus (Asian tiger mosquito) is the source of this 1254-nucleotide messenger RNA. Its product is annotated as protein obstructor-E. The transcript is spliced from 5 exons. NCBI's taxonomy places the organism in Eukaryota, Metazoa, Arthropoda, Insecta, Diptera, Culicidae. Gene Ontology annotation, cellular component: extracellular region. The coding region runs from base 365 to 1093 and encodes 242 amino acids. Gene Ontology annotation, molecular function: chitin binding. The record is from RefSeq and is a predicted model, not a curated record.